This is a messenger RNA of Pecten maximus, 5103 nucleotides long. RefSeq lists its product as uncharacterized. The transcript has 10 exons. The record is from RefSeq and is a predicted model, not a curated record. Bases 2308 to 4050 code for a protein of 580 amino acids. NCBI's taxonomy places the organism in Eukaryota, Metazoa, Mollusca, Bivalvia, Pectinida, Pectinidae.
AAAUCUCAUGGAAAUAGAGAUUUUAGUCUGGUUGCCAUGACUAAUUAUGCGAAAAGUGUAGAAACUCUAAUUUGCCUGGUUACAACACAGCACAGACAUUUCAUGUCCAGGCGAAGCUUCUCAUGUCCCUGUGUGGCAACCAUGAACAAUCGAAAGAGGUCAUACGAAAGUAAAACUUUAUCAAACUUUAUAGAUGAACUACACAAACGGAAUUCUUCACAGGGCAGAAUCAAAAGGUUUUAGUUCUCGUGUCUCUGUGAUACAUUUUAUACAAAAUAUACUUAUCACAAGCAAGACUCCUCAGAACCCUGUGCUACAAUGUACCUGAACUGCACUUACCAGUUGUAUAUUGCAAGAUCCCUCUUACACAAACUGCGCUGAUCAAAUGCGAGAAUGUUCAGGUCCCUGUGUGACAACUUACAAAAGUUACACAGAUCACCAUAAAAAGUGAAGAUCCACAGGUCCCUGUGAAAUAACAUACAUAAACCACACUGUCACAGGUGAAAAUUACCAGGUCCUGGUGCAACAAUGUGCACAAAUUACACUUAUCACAGGCGAAAACCAUCAGGUCACUGUCUUCAAACGUACUCAAAUUUCGAUUCCGUCGAGGUGGUCACGAAAGUAUUGUCAGAUGGCAAUUUUCCUGACCUAAUGAACACUGUAUAGGUACCAGGAUCACAAAAUAAGCAAUGUCACUUUUAAGCAUAAACUCGAAAUAAUAUGUUCGUUUUAUCUCCCUCCUCCACGUUUCCAUGUGUUGUUAUAUACUAUCUAAAAACUCCCCCUUUUUAUUGUUGUUUUGUAAUUUUUGUUAUCACUGUUUUAUUAGCUCAUCGCUUUCUAUUGGAUGAGGAUUUAAGUAUCGUGCAUGUUGCGUGAUCGCCGUAACAUUGAUUAACAUAAAAUGUCAUUCAGUGGUCAGUUAGAGGAAGGACGCGCGCGAGCUGCGUCCAUUAUAAGCAUAUAAAAUACCUAUAUACACGCAUAAUAAGAUAUAUCUAGUAUUGACAUUUUUAUGGUGCAUCUUAAGGUACACAUGGCUUUACAAUGGUUCAAUAGGUGUAUGACGUCUAUUUAGUAAGAUGUUCAUAUGCACAAUGUAAAAACAUUUUCUUUGACUCAAAUAAAGUCACUAGUUGAUCAAAAUUCAAUUGAAUCUACUGAGACUUUUAUGCUAUGGGUCAUUUGAGCACCGAAUUGAGAUAAUUUCUUAGAUGACUUAAUGCCCCAUACUAAAUUUGGUCAAAAUCCAAUCACCCUAAGCAUGCUGUGCAGCACGAAAAUGUCACUUAAGUACAUGUCCGCACUCACCUAGGCUGUGGAUGUUCUACGUAGACUCUUAUACUACAGGUAAUGUGAGCACCAGUUGAGAUAAUUUCUGUUAGACCUUAUAUAAGACUUGAUGUGGAUGCCAGAUUUGAUCAAGAUCCAAUCGCCUGUAUUCUGCAUGGCAAUUUUACCAGAUUCAGAUAACUACAAACAAAAACUAGAUAUGUCUGAAACAUUUGAUUUACAUAUACAUGUCAUGUAUAUAUAUAUAUACAAAAACAUUGAAAAUAUGUACACUAUACUUGCAUACUAACAUAUUACAUCUCUAGGUACAUUCCUGCUUGUAUUUUGCAUGCUAUGCUACAUUUUAACAGCGAACAAAAUUCAAUGCAUGCGCAAAGUGGCUGAUUAUGUCCAUGGCAUGCCCUUCAGAUAUCUGUAUCUUAAUUAAAAGCAUUCAUUUUUCAUUUACAGUGAUCUGUAACAAUGUCAGAAACACAAAUAUCGGUUUGUAAAAUACAAAAUAUCUUAGUUUAAAUGGGGGAAAACUCAAACGGGGCUAUAUUUUUAGUAAAGAUAUCUGUAUUUAUAGGUAUCACUUUUUUCUUUUAAAUUCCCACACACAAAUAUAUGUAAUUAAUUGGAAAGGAAAUAUAGAUCUCUAUAUUAGAUAAAUGUCACAUAUGUAUGGUUAGAUGUUGUCGUGAUAAUAUUUGAACUUAGGAUUGCCUCCAUUUUGUAUAGAUAAUAUAUUACCGUGUUAUUUAAUUACUUAAUGUUUUGUGGGGGAACAAAACAAAAUUUGAGAUGAUUAUUGACCCUAGGCGUUGUCCACCAGUUUUACAUACUUAAAAUCGAAAAUGUAUAUAUGCGCACGCGAAAUAAUUAAAGAAAUUAAUUAAACACAUUUCUUUCUAGCUGAUGUAUUGUAUAUACAAUAUACAUUUUACAAAAAUAAAAGUUCCAUUUAGUAGCAUGGUCUCAAAGGCCCGACGUCAUUUAGAGUUACCUCCCCUUUUACGUGGAUAUCGUUAAUAGAUGUCGCAGCAAUUGCCACGUGACUUUUGGAGGGUUGCUAAGGCGCCAUAUUCCAUUUGUGAAUCAACCAUGGAGCCGACGACUGAAAGUCUUCCCAAGAAAAUGAACUGUAAAAUGCGUAUUUUGAAAAAAGAAACAAUUGACAGUAUCGUCAAGGGACGCGACAUAGCGGUGCAGAUUAAGCACAUUGUCAAAGACCGACUGGGAUGUGAAUCAUCCCAACUGCAACUUAUGGAAAAGCAAAAUAAUGCUACUUUGAAAUCAUUGAAUGAAAGUGCAUCAAAUUACCCCAUGUUUGAGAAUUUCACGGAGAAGUACCAGGCUUACAUGAAAAGCUCUGUCCUGCUCCAACAGAACAUGGUUACCAAAUUACGUGAAGUUGACGGACCAUAUGAAAUGAUGAAAAGGUGGUUGGAUGCCCCCACAACCAAAACCAAGCCAGAAGAAUUGAAGAAGCAGUAUUCCAACUUUCGUGAUGACCAUGCCAGUAAACUCACACUUCUAAAAAAGGAGAAAAAGACACUGACAAAGAUACGUGGACAGCUGGAAACUUGCCAGAAGAAGCUGAGAAAUGUUCAAGCCACACUGCAGAUUACUAUAAGUAUGGAUGUAGAAGUAUCAGCUCGUGACAUCAAAGAGCAGAGAACUCUCAGAGAGCUGGAAAAGGACUUGAUCAAUCGUCUUAACAAAUCCUUCCAACAAUGCCAGGCACUUAUUAUAGAAGAAGCUGAAAGUAGAAAAAGCCUUCAAAAGGGUAUGACAAAGAUAGCAGCUGAAAUAGAGAGCUUUGACGAGGAACGAGUAAAAGUUAGCAAUGCUGCUAUGACCAAAUUUGUUGGAAUCUUGAACCAACAGGAGAUUAAUAGAAAUGAAAAAGAACAGUCAACAUAUGACCUGAUGUCUUCCCUAUCUCCAACAUUCAUUGAGGUCCAGAAGGUGUCACUGAAGAGCAAAGAUAAUGUCAUUGUCUACAAAUUUCCAGACAUUGCAGAGCAGCUUAAAAAUUUGGGAUUUUCAGAGACAACUUUAGCUCCAGAACCAGUUUACAAGCCCAUUUUGGAAUCUCAAGAAACUGUAGAUGUACAGGAUACAGAGAAUUGCUCAACACCUUCCUCAUCCUAUGAUUCAAAUGAUGACAACUGUUCCGAUGAGGAUGCCAAGAAACCUGCAAGAACUGUAGGAGGAAACAUUGGCAACCAAAAUUCCAAACAAGAGGUGGGAAAGCCAAGACAGACCAAGAAAAUAAGGAAAGCUGUAAAACAGGAUGAAAUUACUACUGUGCAGGAACUAAACAGAAAAACUUCACCAGAACCUGUUGAGCAUGAGGGAAAACGGAAACGGAAACUCCCUAGACCACCCCAAGAUUCAGAUGAAGGUGAUGCACCACCACCCUGUGUAACUCGGCAAGGAUGGGUGAAUAAUGCUGAAGAGCAAGUGUCUGUGAACAUGAUGGAACAGGACAGACCCCAGAUAGACGCAGGUCAAUACACAAACCAUGGUGUACCCCUGGAACAGUCUCGACCACUGAAAGCUCUUGUGGCACACUCUUCUUCAGAUAAUGACUACCUCCGCUUUAAAAAAGGGCAAAAACUGGUACAGACCCAUAAGGCAAAUGAGGAAGGCAUUGCCUAUGGCCACACCCGCAAACAUAGCUACGGGAGUAUCAAAUAUGGAUAUUUCAGCAUCAGACAGAUGAAAACAUGGAAACCUACAGCAAAGAAUAUUCUGAAGGAUUUAUUUUAAAUAUGUAACUUUAUAUCAUUAGAGCAAACUCUGGCUUCACAUUUCCUGUGUGCUGAAUAUGGCAGUUUGGAAAUCUUCAACAGGAAAAAAAGAUUCUCAAAAACUCUGUAAUUAGUAGUCAUUUAUUUCUGUGGGCAACAUUUGCAUCUUAGAGCAAAAAAAUGAAAGAGCAAGUACAAAAAUCAUGAAUAUAAAAGUAUUGAAUCUAAGGUGAAAUUUGGCACGACUUGGAGGAAAUCAGGAUUUCAAUUUGUACAAUUAACCAUCUUGUUUGUUGAUAAUAGCUGAGAAACAAAUCGGGGAUGUGACAGAUGAAAUGAGAUGCAUUGUUCCAAGAACGAUUUUUUUUACUUUGAAGCCAGUUGUUUUUAAAACUUGUUUGGUCAGCAACAGAAAUCUUGGAGAAAUGUUCAAAAAUGAGUUUCAGAAUAUCAAAAAAAUCAUAUUCCUUCUAUUUCUGAAGAAAAAAAGUGCCAUGUAUACAUAUAUCAUUUUUUCUUAUUAAAUCUCCAUGAAAUGUUCUGUGGGACAAGGCAUUCCAAAGACAUGAUUGUAAAGCAAUCCAAUGUUGAAACAACAAUGUACGGUCUUAGGAAUAUUUUGUCACAGGAAACAUUUGGAUUAAUUUGCUGAUAGAUAUUCAAAACGUUUUCAGUAUUGUUCUGACUUUUGCACUUUUAUUUUUUAACCAAGAUUUCUGUGAUAUACUUGUAUUUGAUAUACAUUUGACAUAUACACAUUUAUGCAUUAUAGAUGGGCUCUUGUGGUACAAGUCACUAAUAAGCAUAAUGCCUAUCGUUUUUAGAAAUGCCUUUUUUCUGUGAUAAGGUUAAAUAUGUGGGGUUUUUUUAAAGCAUUUACAGGUAUAUUGAAAAUAAUCAAACAAUUUUUUGUUUGUUUUUGUUUUGGGUAAGUUUUAUAGAAAAAGUUCUAUCUCAAUUUGUAGUCAAUUAUAAUAUUCACUGUCUCAUUGAUAUUUUGUAUUUAGAUUUGAUCAUGUCAUGAUGAAUUUAUUUACACAUGUUUUAACAAUAAAAUCGUUAGUUAACUCUU